AUGUCCCCUGCCGCCGACUCAGCACCAGCCUUCCUCAACACGCAACCGGCCCCAGACCACGACUGGAGGAUCACCUUGAAAGACAAAGUCAUUGUAAUCACCGGAGCAAACAGAGGAAUCGGCCUAGCCAUUGCAGAAGUCUGUCUCGCCAACGAAGCAGCAGCAGUUAUAAGCCUAGAUCUAUUCGAGCCCGGCACAGAAUUCACUGCCUUGCAAGCAGCCAACCCAAAACGCCUACAGUACAUAUACUGCGACGUGACGUGUGAAAAGAGCAUCAACUCCGCACUCGAUACAGCCAUUGCCACACGCGGCGCCAUACACGGGUUCGUCGCGAAUGCAGGAAUGACCAAGCACCAGCCCGCGCUGGACUUCAGCCGCGCACAGCUGGACCAGCUGUUCAACCUGAAUGUGUUUGGGGCGUAUUUCUGCGCAACGGCUGUGGCGCGCCGGUUUAUCUCGCUGGGUAUUAAGGGGUCUAUUGUGUUUACGGCGUCUAUGACUUCCUACCGUCCGAACCGUGCUGCGCCCUCGGCUCCGUAUGGCGCUACGAAGGGUGCUGUGAGGAAUAUGGUGCAUACGCUGGCGAUGGAGUGGGCUCAGCAUGGGAUCCGGGUAAACUCGAUCUCGCCCGGGUUUAUCAAGACUGCCAUGACAUAUUUUGUGGAUCAGGCGCCGGAUUGGAAUUUGAAGAUGCAGUACUACGGUGGCAUGCCGAGAUUGGCGGAGCCUAAGGAGCUGGGUGGGGGGUAUGUAUAUCUGCUCUCGGAUGGUGCUUCUUAUACGACUGGUAUUGAUAUUCCGAUUGCUGGUGUGGUUGGGGCGUGGUAG
Molecule: messenger RNA, 828 nt
Organism: Aspergillus versicolor CBS 583.65
Lineage: Eukaryota; Fungi; Ascomycota; Eurotiomycetes; Eurotiales; Aspergillaceae
Exons: 1
Coding region: 1-828 (275 amino acids)
Cellular component (GO): intracellular anatomical structure
Molecular function (GO): oxidoreductase activity, acting on NAD(P)H, oxygen as acceptor
Source: RefSeq, a predicted model, not a curated record